Vigna unguiculata (cowpea) is the source of this 2369-nucleotide messenger RNA. The record is from RefSeq and is a predicted model, not a curated record. NCBI's taxonomy places the organism in Eukaryota, Viridiplantae, Streptophyta, Magnoliopsida, Fabales, Fabaceae.
UUACUAUUACUAAUAAUGUUGUGCUGGUCCUAAAGGCCUUGAUCUAUGCCGACUUAAUACAGAUCGACGAAUCAGACCUUCGAGGGGAACAAAUGUUGUUUUGAUAGUGUUUUUUUGGGAUGUUUUUUCUCUGUCCGUUUAGCGAGUGAGGGGUUGUCUUUUAUACUUGCGAAACCCCCUUAGCCGAAGUUCGUGAUUGCAUAAGACUCGGGGUUGUCGGUCAUGACCUCCGAGUAUUCCGGGGUCAUGGCGGUUUAGAUACCCGACCUUCCAUCGUGGGGCUUAGCCAAUUGGGUUGGGCUGAAAAAAGGUUGGUGGGCCGAUUUCCUUCUCUUAGGUCGAAAACCUCAAUCGGAGUCGGUAUGGGUUCGCCAGGGUGUACACUAACCCUCCGACUUCGAAUCCCAAGAGAUUUGGAUGAGAAUGUCGUUCAAAAAACUCCCCUGCCGCGUGUUUCGUACGUUGGUGUCCUUUCCAAUGAAAAACUGCCACGUGGUCCAUGUUUUACGUUUUUCAGACUUCAAAAACUACUGCUUUGUCUUUUCGACAUUUAAAACCACUUUCAUAAUUGCUUGGCUUUCGUUUCAUCUUCUUACCCCUCUCUGAUUUUGUGCUUGCUUCCCUCCAUCAACUCUCUCUUUCUCUGGUUUGGGCAUUUUCUGCGCGCUCUGUUUAGCAGUUUUCUUAUUGUGGCUGGUUUUGUUUGGAGUUGGGGUUUAAGGGGUUUUUCGUUGUUGUGGGCUUGUGAGUUGUUUGGAUUGGAGAAAAUGACGACCUUGUAUGAUGACUUUUAUCCUUGGGCUCUGUUGGGUCUUUAUCGUGAAUGCACGUGUUUUACUUCGGAUCAGUUCAUACUUCGUUAUCGUCGGGGUCAACAGUUAUGCUAAAGCAAUGAACAGGACGUUAUUGAGGUGAGAUGUGAACUGGACGAACUGGUGUGUGCGAAUACUUCCACUGAUCCGACCGGUCCUUUCUGUUUUUUCUAUUCAACCUUGUUUUCGAAAGUCAGGCUGCAUCUUCCUUUGAGUUCCUUUGAGAAGGAAUUGUUGACCGUGCUGAAUGUGGCUCCUACUCAGCUCCAUCCAAAUAGCUGGGCUUUCAUCCGAGCUUUCUAUAUCUUGUGCACUCACUUUGGGGUAGUUCCGACAUCAAACGCCUUCUUGUAUUUCUUUGAAAUGAAAAAAUCCUCUAAGAAGAUGUGGUCAUCCUUAAAUAGCGUCGAGGGCAGGGGUUUGUUGACUUUGUUCCAAUCUUCCUAUAAAGGGUUUAAGGGGGGCUUCUUGAAAAUAAAGGCCCCUCCCCAUAAGACUAACCUUUUGGAGAGGUUUCCGCUAUAUUGGACACAAAAUCCGAGCAACCCUAUUGCUCACCAAAUAUCCGACCUAACUCAAGCUGAGAGGGAAUUCUGUCUCAUGUUGGAGCAAUUGAGAACUACUUUUGACACCAAGCAGCUUUUGAAUCUCAAGUUCCAGCCAUCCAAUCUGAAAUGUCACAUUGUUUGCAGAAUCCAGGAUGGGCAUGUCGAAACAAGACUUAGCCAAACGCUUCAAGGCUCUCAAGAGCUCUUCCCAAACCUCUCUUACUCAACCUAUCCAGGCGAACCCGGUUGUCCAGGAAGCCGUAACAUUGGUGUCCGAUGAGGAGACCACGCAGUCCGGACCGAGCUUUAAAAGGCGUAGACCUGUUGACCGAGCUCAUGCGGUACUAGAUGAUGCAACUAUUGUGCCUGUUAGUCGUGCGCAUAACGUCUUUGAAGGAGAUUUGCACUGUCUAAUGAACCAGGAGACUAAGACUAUUCAGGAAGAUGCCUAUGGGUUUUUCCAUAGGGCAAAAGUUUCUGUGGUAGCACUUUGUGGAAAACUAGAUCGGCUAACGGUCGUGGAUAAGGAUCGGGUUGCCGAACUAGCUUCAACUCGAGCACAAUUGACGACGGCAAAAGAAGAGGUGGUUCGGUUGACGGCUAAGGUUGAAGGCUUUCAAAGUAUGAAAAAGAAAAUGGAGGAGAGGGGAAAAAGAGUUACCGAGCUGGAGAAAAGGGUAGCCGAGCUAGAGAUUUCUUUGCAGAAAGUCGAGAGCGAAUUGGUGGAGAAGGAGCAAUCAUGGCGGGCUUUGGAGGAGAAAAUGACGAACGAAACUGCCUCAACAUACGGCGUGGGUUUCGAGGCGGCUUUGGAGUAGAUACGUCUAUUGUGUCCUUCUGCCGACAUAUCAAGUGUCGAUGCCAGCAAGGUGGUUCUCGAUGGUAGUUUAGUGGAGGAGUAAUUUUAUGCUUUAUUUACUUUAAUUUGUCAAUCCUUUUUAUCGCCAUUAGUUAUCUGUACUAAAGAGAAAAAAGGAACUAUUUUAUGCAUGUUUAUUUAGACUUCGUA